Messenger RNA from Helianthus annuus (common sunflower), 1153 nucleotides. RefSeq lists its product as uncharacterized. Lineage: Eukaryota; Viridiplantae; Streptophyta; Magnoliopsida; Asterales; Asteraceae. The record is from RefSeq and is a predicted model, not a curated record. Bases 77 to 598 code for a protein of 173 amino acids. The transcript has 4 exons.
CGAACUACAACAAUCCCCAUCAAGUAUUUGUUUCUUUUUUAGCACAAGUUACAGUUACAUAUUCAAUCAUACUUCAAUGGCACUCAGAGCAACUAAUUUGGUGAGAUCUUUGGUGAAUAGGUCAAGAGGAAGUUUUGGAUUUGCUACUUCAACCUCACCCAAGAUGAAGGCCUUCUCGCGUGCCGCUGAUCACGGUUAUGCUCAUCAAGAUCCCAAACCAAAGACGUUGAAAGGCGAAUAUGCACCCGUAUACGUCUCACUCGGAUUGAUUCUAAUGUCGGUUAGCAUCGGAACAUACACGGCGACACAUCAACUAAAAAGAUCACCAAACGUUUUCGUGAAGAAAUCGAAGAGGGAGACACUACCAGAGCUGGUGGAGCCGGAAAAGGUGGCCGAAGAGUCCGAAGAGUUCAUCAAGAAAUCAUUCUUCAGGAAAAUCGCACAUGUUCAGGACGCGGACCGCCAAGAAAUCAUGCCUGAUCCGAUCCGAGGGGAUACUUACGCAAUGCACCCGAAGCCUUAUACCGAGUCGCUGAAGUCGGUUGGAGUGGAGGUGGAGAAGAAGCCGUUUGUUGAGCUGCCGCCGAUGAAACACUGAAGAUGAGUGGGUUUAUGUGUGAAAACAGGGUCUUUUGUUUGUGGUUUGUAAAUAUGUUAACUGUAGAUUUGGAUUGUGAUCAUGGGAUUAGACAGUUGUUGAUUUCAUAACUGCACUGAAGCAACAACAUGAAAAUGGUCCCAAGAAAGUAAAGUUUCAAUAGAGAUGCAUUACCUAAAUCAUCAUCAUCGUAAAUCCCAUCAAAGGUAGGGUCUGAGAGGGUAAGAUGUAGACAGCCUUACCUCUACCCCGUAGGAAUAGAGAGGCUUCUUCCAGUGAGACCCCUGGCUCGAUAGUAACUUUGCAUCAAGCCUUGUACAUAAGACAGAUAACACUCAAUCAGUGCCAGCUCAACCAUUUUGAUGGCCCAAAGCAAAAUGGAAAUUUGAGGCUUUUUUUUCCAAAUUCCGUUGUUAUAAGGGUGUUGCUAAAUGCACUUCUAUUUUUUUUAAUUUUACUGGUUGCACUCCCCCCUCAAGUUUGUAAAUAAAUACAAUCAACCCUUGUAUUAUGUAAUUUUUGAAAAUUUGUAUUAGGAAAUAUCCCUAUUUUUUC